Molecule: messenger RNA, 888 nt
Organism: Adineta ricciae
Lineage: Eukaryota; Metazoa; Rotifera; Eurotatoria; Adinetida; Adinetidae
Source: the annotation of a GenBank genome assembly
AUGACUAUUCUAUCUUCUAUCCUUCUUCUCUUAAUUCCUAUUUCCAAUGCACUUUAUCCCGUUGGUAUUAUCAACCAUCAAACGCAAUGGCACAUUCAUUGUGAAAACAAUUAUACUCAAAUUGUUCAACCGCCGUUGAACAAUCAAAUCCUUGUACCAUACAAAUGUCCAGUAUCAUCUUUAAUGAUCGAAAUUCUGCCGAUUGAGCUCGACUUAACGUUUCUUUGUCGUUCGCAAUCACGUCUCAUCUGGAUUAUCAUCGAUUUAUAUCAAUAUCAAACUUGGCCAAUGUCGAUUAAUUCCAACCAAGUGAAUAUUUCUCUCGUCAUCAAUCACGAAUUUCGAAUAAAAGACUAUAAGAGCGAAAUCAAUCAGUACGAUAAUCGAUUUGUUCUAAUCAACGCAUUUUAUAUUCCAUUCGAAUCACUGAAUAAACUUCUGGAUCGAUCGAUCGAAGUUUUCAUUGAAAUUAACCAAUGCCGAUUUUUCAUUCGCGAUAAUUUCACAUGGAAUGAUGUGCUGCAAAGCAAUUGUAACUCAUUUGAAACCAGGAGUCUUUUAGCUCAAGCGGGUCAAUGCAAUUUCUUUCCAAAAUUAGUAUCUUCUACGAACGACGAUAAUACGACUGAAAUUCCUGAUUUUCAUGUUGUAUUAUCGAUUGAUCAAGAGAAGUCAAUUGAAACAACCACUACACUGUCCCAGUAUCAACUAUUAUUCGAUGAACAUUAUCAGAAAAUCCUAAUCGCCAUCCGGAAAGCAACUCACCUUCUCACAUAUGUUUUUAUUUUUACUACGAUUAUUCUCAUACUGUUAACGAUAUUUUCUAUCUACAUACUUUGCUAUCAUUUUUGUCACCGAGUCGUGCAUAGAUCAUCAUUAUUGAUUUAA